UGGACACUGCGGGGGACAGGAGGCCUGAGGAUAUGGGUGGCUUAGGUACCAGGGAAGAAGCUGCUCUUUCUUGGGGGCAUGUAGAUACGUGGACCCAAGCCUUUUUGCCCUUUGGGGUGGAAAGGAGGAAGCAGGACCUUGGACAGGGGCUUGUGGAGUUGGGCCCCAUUUCUUCCAUACAGCCAGGCUGCCAGUGGUCUGCACAUUCUGUCCUCUCUGGACACCCAUUUCUUCUCCAAAUUCAUGUAACCAGGGCCAGUAUAUGAUAUAGUCUUUUAAGAAGACUUCAAAACUAUUAAGCUUCUUAUUAAGUAUUUUUUGAAGCUUGUAAUGCAAACAACCAUCAAAUAAGAGAAUAAAAAACACCACCACCUGCCUGACAUCACUGAUUCUAGCUCCAAAUGAGGAGGACCUGUCAGCUCUGCUUUCAGUAAAUACCCCUAAAACCCCAAGCACAAUGAGCGUCCAUUGUGUUAAAUGUACACAAAAGCACAAAUGGUCAGUCUUUGUCCCAAAGAGCUUAUUUGUUGUUAUAAAGAAGUUACAUAGCAUAACUCAGAUAUUAAUAUUUUAAAAAUCCUAGUUUCCUAAUUCCUCACUUAGUGCAAUGAGUACAAGUAAUCAUUGAGUUAAUGGUUGAGAUUUUGUUGGUGAAUUGGUUUUAAGUCACUUGAAACAUGAAGGGUGAGGUUUGUGUUUUUUUAAACAUGGAUGCUAAAUUCCUCAGUUCAUAAUCACUCUAGAGAAGUUACAUCACCCAGGAAAUGUCACUAACCCUUGCUGUGUUAAGAAAAAUGAGCAGUAGGUUUCCAGCCAAACUCAAACACAAAGAUAAUAUUGUAUGGUCAUCAAACAACUUCAGCUUCAAAGUGAAAGGCAAAGAACAAGAGAAGACCACAGAUGUGAAAGCAAUUAAAACUGCAAUACCACCGCCUUCCCCUCAAAGAAGCACUAGAAAUCAUGCCUUGCUGGAGGCUGCAGGACCAAGCCAUGUGGCAAUUAAUGCCAUCUCCGCCAACAUGGACUCUUUUUCUCGCAGUCGAACAGCUGCUCUUAAGAAACAGCCAAGUCACAUGGAGGCUGCACAUUUUGGAGAUCUAGGCCGAUCAUGUCUGAAUUUUCAGGCUCAAGAGACCAAAUCAAGCCUUUCAAAGACUCUUGAACAAGUCCUGCAGGACAGUGUUGCCCUCCCUUAUUUUAUCCAGUUUAUGGAACUGCGUAGAAUGGAACAUUUGGUUAAAUUCUGGUUAGAGGCUGAAAGCUUUCACUCCACAACAUGGUCCCGCAUAAGAGCACACAGCCUGAACACAGUUAAACAGAGUUCAUUGGCAGAGCCAGUGUCUCCCUCAAUAAAACAGCAUGAAACCACAGUAUCUUCUCCAACUGGAUUGCUUGACGAGAGGUUGGAGGAUUCCAGCACAGUCCAUCUGCUCAUGACCAAGACAGUACCAACAGACCUGAAUGACAGAACUGGCAACAUUCAGAACUACUUGCUGUCAAGCCACGAUAGCAAUAAUGCCAGGGUACUUCGUCUUGGGAAGUCUGAGGCAGGGACCCAUUCUGUUCCAGCUGAACAGCAAGAAUCUUCCAGGCUAACAGUAUCAAACAGAAACAGCCCCUCUUCUGCACUAAAGGACUUGUCAGGAAAACUAAUGAAAAGUAUAGAGCGGGAUGCAGUUAAUACUUUUACCAAAUAUAUUUCUCCAGAUGCUGCUAAACCAAUACCUAUUACAGAGACAAUGAGGAAUGAUAUAGUGGCAAAGAUUUGUGGGGAGGAUGGACAGGUGGACCCUAACUGCUUCGUUACUGCACAGUCAAUAGUGUUUAAUGCAAUGGAACAAGAGCACUUUAGUGAAUUUUUGCGAAGUCACCAUUUCUGUAAAUACCAGAUUGAGGUGCUGACCAGUGGGACUGUUUACCUGGCUGAUAUACUCUUCUGUGAAUCAGCACUGUUCUAUUUUUCUGAGUACAUGGAAAAGGAAGAUGCAGUUAAUAUACUACAGUUCUGGUUGGCAGCAGAUAACUUCCAGUCUCAGCUUGCUGCCAAAAAGGGCCAAUAUGAUGGGCAGGAGGCACAGAAUGAUGCCAUGAUUUUAUAUGAUAGAUACUUCUCCCUCCAAGCCACACAUCCUCUUGGAUUUGAUGACUUUGUGCGAUUAGAAAUUGAAUCCAAUAUCUGCAGGGAGGGAGGUCCACUCCCUAACUGUUUUACUACUCCAUUACGGCAGGCCUGGACCACCAUGGAGAAGGUUUUUUUACCUGGCUUUUUGUCCAGCAACCUUUACUACAAAUACUUGAAUGAUCUCAUCCAUUCAGUACGAGGAGAUGAAUUUGCAGGGGGGAAUAUUGCACUGACUCUUCAAGGCCCCAGUAGCUCUCCUGACAAUGAGCCUCAUACAACUGGUUCUGAUGGCUCUGCCUCCCAGUCCAGUGUCAAAAAGGCUAAUGUUAAAAUCCUGAAAAAUUUUGAUGAAGCAAUAAUUGUAGAUGCUGCAAGUCUGGAUCCAGAAUCUCUAUAUCAACGAACUUAUGCAGGGAAGAUGACAUUUGGAAGAGUCAGUGACCUGGGACAGUUUAUCAGAGAAUCUGAACCAGAACCUGAUGUAAAGAAAUCAAAAGGGUCCAUGUUUUCACAAGCGAUGAAGAAAUGGGUGCAAGGAAACACGGAUGAGGCCCAAGAAGAGAUGGCUUGGAGGAUAGCAAAGAUGAUUGUCAAUGAUGUUAUGCAGCAGGCACAAAAUGGGCAGCCUUUGGAAAAAGUUACAAAGCUAUGAUUUCAGAAACGUCAGAGCAAGGAAAUCUGGUUUUCUGCUUUUGAAGAUAAGUGAACUUUUUCUCUUUUGGUGGAGUCUUCUCUAACACAGCCAAUGAAAAAAAAGCACUGUUACUCCAGACAGCUGAUAUUCCCUCAUCCAUAAGGGAGGAGGAAAAGGAGCAAUGUUGGAUCUCCUCCACAAAGUACAAAGCAAUGUUUUUUUUCUACUGCACGUGGCAUUCACAAUAAUGAAGGUUUUAAAGAGAUGAAGAAGCAAUUCAUGAACAUGUCACUGGGAAACUGUGGUCAGCUUCACAAAUGCUUUACCCCAUCUCUGUAGGACUGUUCGUCACAAUGUCUGCAAUGGGACAUGGGCCACACCAGGGAGGGGAAAGGUUUUGUUGUGGUUUCUAGUUCUUGUACUUGUCAUUUUUAAACACACAACUGUAAAGGCCACAGGGCAGCUUCCUGACCUUACCCAUUGGCAAGAUCAGCCUGAGAUGAGGAAUACAUUGGCAGCGAGUGAUCGAAAGAGCUAUAACCGGUAUAUUUUUCCUUACUUGAACUAGAUGAGUAUUCAACUGUAAGAUAGAUAAAUACAUUUUACUUCCUGCAUAACUGCAUUAAUUUUGAAAGAAGCAUAAAGUGGCCAGGAGUGAAGACCGGACAAUGUAACUUUCUGCCCUUAGUCAAGCUGUUACACUUGCAUAUACGCUUCCAUUCCUUGCUUCUAUGCAGAAGAUUUACAAACCAGUCUCUGGCCUGUGCAGCCCUCAAUCUCUGAUUCAUGGCUCUGAGUCCAGCCCACUGUGCAGAGCAGACUGUACCCAGUGGGCUUUGCUCCAUUUUCUUAAUUCUCCAUGCAGGUAUAAAAGAACUGCCCUUAUGAGUUACUACCAUUCUCCAUAAUGUGCUAUCGUCAAACUGAGAUCUAUUCUCAGAUCUUUGUUUUUAAGGAAAAAGAUCAUUCCGUUUUAGUGCUUUUUGCCUUUAUUUCCUUUUGUUAUUUUCAGCAUUUGCAACUUAUAUAGCCUUUGGUCUAAACAAAAAGUGAGAGCUUCUAACCACACUUUCGUCUCCAGACUAGUAAGAUGAUUCUGCAGAGCAUCUGAAGCACUCACGCUGUCAUUCCAAUCGAUUAUUGCUGUAUUUUUAUUGUGAAACAUUUCUGGUUUGGGUUUAUUUUAUUUAUGAUUGCUUUGUUUUCUCAAGAUUGUGCAAAAAAAAUCACUUUAUAUAAAUUCUCAAUCAUCUCCAAUGUUCAGAAAGUCUUGAUCAACUAGCAAAUAUUAUUCUGUUGCAAUAUUUGACUGUAGAGAGGCACACUGUGUAUUGUCUAAGAAGCAAAAAGGCUGUGUAUAAGGUUUUUGGUACUAUGUACCACCUCUUAUUUCUCUCAUGCCCAAGUAUUCAUGUACUUAAAACAUAUUAUAUUUAAUUGUGUUUUGAUUUAAAAUAUAUAAAUAUUAAAAAUUGUGUCAAUUUUC
Molecule: messenger RNA, 4242 nt
Organism: Pelodiscus sinensis (Chinese soft-shelled turtle)
Lineage: Eukaryota; Metazoa; Chordata; Testudines; Trionychidae
Source: RefSeq, a predicted model, not a curated record